UCUGAAAGCAAACAAAAACAGCAGAGGCACAAACAAAAACAGCAUCAUCAUCAUCAAGAACAAAGCUACGGAAAUGGGAAAAUUCCCACCUUCAUUCCGUUCUGCAAUCUCAUCGACAUCACUCAUCAAGAACACACCCUCUCAGCAGCAGCAACAACAACCCCAUUACUUUCCCAAGAAACUCACCAAGAAAAAUUCCCCAAAACCCCAUGAAACUGAAACCCCACCACCUCACAAAUCACUCUUUAAAACCUCAUCUCUAAAUGAAGCUAAAAGUCUCUUCAAUUCCUUCAUUUCAACUACAAAAGCCCCGCUACUAGACAACCUUCGUUUACACAACUCUUUCCUUCAAUCCUACACUUCAAUCUCCACCCUCGAUGAUUCCAUUUCUCUUCUUGAUCACAUGGUCAAGACCCUCCCUUCUUUAUCCCCUGACCGAUCCACUUACCAUGUUUUGCUUUCACAGUCUUGCAGAGAACCUGAUAGUUCUCUAUCUUCUGCUCAGAAAGUUUUGAACUUGAUGGUUAAUAAGGGGUUUAAGCCUAAUCAAUUUACUGUUGAUGUCGCAAUUAGGUCUCUGUGCUCCGCUGGGAGAGUAGAUGAUGCUAUUUUAUUGGUAAAGGAAUUUUCUUCGAAGCAUUCAAAGCCUGAUACUUUUACUUAUAAUUUUCUCGUUAAGUGUUUAUGUAAGAGUAGGAUUUUCAACAGUGUUUAUAGUUUCAUUGAUGAAAUGAAGAGUAGUUUUGAUAUAAAGCCUGAUCUUGUUACUUAUACCAUAUUGAUUGAUAAUGUUUGUAAUGCAAAAAAUAUUCGUGAGGCUGAUAGAUUGGUGGCUGUGUUAAAGGAAUGUGGGCUAAAGCCAGAUGCUUUUUUGUACAAUACGAUUAUGAAAGGUUACUGUUUGUUGAAUAAAGGUAUUGAGGCUGUUAGGAUUUAUAAACAGAUGAAAGAGGAAGGAGUGGAACCUGAUCUUGUUACAUAUAAUACGUUGAUUUUUGGGUUGUCAAAGUGCGGGAGAGUUAGUGAAGCUAAGAAGCUUUUGAAAAUUAUGGUUGAAUCAGGCCAUUUUCCUGAUGCAGUUACAUACACAUCAUUGAUGAAUGGGAUGUGUAGAGAAGGGGAUGUAUUGGGUGCGGCGGCAUUGUUGGAGGAGAUGGAAUUGAAAGGAUGUAGUCCAAAUUCGUGUACUUAUAAUACGCUGCUUCAUGGGUUUUGCAAAGGGAGAAGGUUGAAUAAGGGUGUUGAAUUGUAUGGGGUGAUAAAAAAGGGUGGUAUGAAGCUUGAGACAGCUUCUUAUGCUACGUUUGUGAGAGCUCUUUGCAGGGAGGGUAGAGUCGCAGAAGCUUAUGAGGUAUUUGACUAUGCAGUAGAGAGUAAGAGUUUAACUGAUGUAGCUGCUUACACUACAUUGGAGAGUACACUGAAGUGGUUGAAGAAAGCGAGAGAGCAAGGUCUUGCUGUAUAGAUGAUUGAUGUGUUCAUUUUAGUGAAAACAUAUAGGGAUGGAGCUCAACUUCCUUCAGAUUUCACAGAAAUGCAUCUAGUAGCCAGUGCAGUAUUGUGAGUUUGUGAUGUGCUUCGUAUUUAUGAUUUUGAAUUCCAGUAAUGAAAUCUUGAGAAAUCUGUAGUGGUGAAUUCGGCACUGUUUAUGGGCAAAUCCAAAUGCAAAAACCGUUUGUGUGUGGCCGAAAUUUAGAUGCAGAGCUUGCAGAACAUGUUUAGGCGAAAUGGAUGUUCACAGAUUUGGGACCUCAAAUCCAAAAUGGGCUCCAAAAGGGAUGGAUCCCAAGGUGGACAACCCAAAACAGAUGUGAAAAGUGAAUGUUUUAGAAUCAUAAUCUCCGCUUGUGCAUAAGGCAUGAUUGGUAUUACAGUGAAUUGUUUAAAAUUGUAUUUAAAUGAUUUUUUUUAGAUCUUUUUUAUUUUGAUAUCAGUAUAUCAAAAUAUUAUAAAAAAAUAUUAAUUUGAUGUUUUUUAAGGUAAA
This is a messenger RNA of Populus nigra (black poplar), 1984 nucleotides long. Its product is annotated as pentatricopeptide repeat-containing protein At2g17670. Lineage: Eukaryota; Viridiplantae; Streptophyta; Magnoliopsida; Malpighiales; Salicaceae. The record is from RefSeq and is a predicted model, not a curated record. Gene Ontology annotation, molecular function: protein binding. The transcript is spliced from 2 exons. Bases 74 to 1465 code for a protein of 463 amino acids.